GUUUUUGGAUAGUUUUUUAGCCUGCCCUGAAUCAAGGGCUUUGAUACCAAAUGGAUCAGAAUUCGGAAAAGGAGAUGAUACAAGACAGUUGAAGGAUUGUCAAGCAAAUUAAGGACAUCAUUCAUUUCAUCGAUGCCAAUCCCCGUCACAUGGGGGUUAUAUAAGCCCAUAGAAGAAUGUUUUGCCUCGUCUGACCGUUAGUCCUAUCCUUGAACUUCUGAGAGUAUUACCCUUGUUCGUUCCUUAGGGUUGAUGAGAAAGGAUAAAACUUGGCUGACCAGCCAUGGUUAGCCAGGGCUGACCAACUACAUGCAUAUACGUAUUGUCAUUUGACACGUGUCCAUUCUAUAAAAAUUUGUUAUUUUAUUUGAGUGCCCAUCCCUUACAACUGAUAAACUAUGUCUCCUCCUCUUCUCUUCCAACUCUUAAGAGAAUUCUGCAUUCAUUAGAGGACCGGUUUGGAUCCACUUUAUUUUUUUUCUAAAUCGAGUAAGUUUUGUGGAUCUUAGAAAUUGGAAGUAUUGGUUUCUUCCGGAUUGUAUUGAUUGUGAGGAUUUUGAUUAUACCACGUCUGCAUUGAGCUUCUUCAUGCUUCCUUCCAUGGCUUACAUCUAAGAGCUUCUUCUCCAUCUUUGCUCUUCUGGGUUUGGUAAAGUCGUCUUCUUUAAUGGUUUCAGAGCUUUGGAUACAUCAUCUAAGAGCUCUGAUGAAAGAAAAAAGAUUUGGUGAUGGAUCUGGAACUGUAAGAGCUACUUGGGGAAAUAAAGGCACGGUUCUUGCGGCCAACGAAUUUGACCCACAAUUGAGCUAAAGUCACGGGACUUGAUUCGAUUAUUUUGGUAUGUGAAGAGAAGAAAAUGCUUUGUUUUGUUUCAGACUUCAGGGUAGAUCAAAAUGGGUUUGCUUUUUGAUUAAUUCUCAUUGACCCUUUAUUUUGUUGCUGGGGAAGAAAACAUGAAAUUGCAAUGAAAAUUCUAAAUGUCUUAGGAAUGGAUGGGGAUGAUUUUUGGGCUAGCUGCGCUGAAUAGUUUUAGCAUCGAAUUCUAAGUUCAUCUCCAGAUCAAAAAAAAAAAAGAAAAAAAAAGAAGAAGAAGAAAUCUUGUCCAAGAAGGAAACGACAAUUCCUGCAUGGGAAAGAAAUCUAAAGCAAAUCCUUGUCCAUUAAUGGAAUUAUGCAUAUCCUUUUAUACUCCUAAACCCUAAACCAAAGCACAACCCUUGUUAAUUAUUCCGCAGCUUGCAACAACCCACAAAAAAAGAGGCUAUAGAAUUUUCAACAAAAUAUAACCGAGCUCGUGUCUAUGAAGGACAAGGUCGAUGCAGAAGUGUGUUCGUGGUGUGCCGGGAAAAAAUGCUCAGCGAAAUUGAAAGAGAACCCAGCCAGCAGUCAGCAGUCGAAGACUAAAGCAGGAACCACCCGAGGAACAUUCGAGGUAGAUCUACCGGAGGCUGAGGCUGGAAAGGUGAAGUUGAGGUUUGCGCCGGAACCAAGUGGUUAUCUUCACAUUGGGCACUCGAAAGCAGCUUUACUGAAUCAGUAUUUUGCUCAGCGGUAUCAAGGUCAGCUUAUUGUGCGGUUUGAUGAUACUAAUCCUGCUAAAGAAAGCAAUGAGUUCGUCAAUAAUCUUCUCAAUAUUCAGACUUUGGGUAUCAAGUAUGAGAAGGUUACCCAUACUUCAGAUCACUUCGGUGAGUUGAUGGAUAUGACCGAGGAGCUGAUUAACCAAGGUAAAGCAUAUGUCGACGAUACACCUAGAGAAGAGAUGCAAAAGCAACGGAUGGAUGGGAUUGAGUCCAAGUGUAGAAACCACAGCAAAGAGGAAAAUUUGAAACUGUGGGAGGAAAUGAAAGCAGGUUCAGAGAGGGGUCUGCAUUGUUGUGUUAGAGGGAAGCUGGACAUGCAGGACCCUAAUAAAUCACUCAGAGAUCCAGUUUAUUGUUGCAAUCCAAUGCCACAUCAUAGGAAAGAGAUAGGGUCCACGUACAAGGUCUACCCAACUUUUGUUUUUGCUUGUCCUUUUGUUGAUUCCAUUCAAGGUAUAACUCAUGCCCUUCGAUCUAGUGAAUAUCAUGAUCGCAACGCCCAGUACUAUACGAUUCAAGAGGACAUGGGCCUGAGAAAAGUGCAUCUGUAUGAGUUCAGUAGGUUGAACGUGGUCUAUAUGUAUACACUCCUAAGCAAGCGCAAGCUUUUGUGGUUUGUUCAAAAUGACAAGGUCAAUGGAUGGGACGAUCCUCGAUUCCCAACUGUUCAAGGAAUUGUGCGUAGAGGUCUCAAAGUUGAAGCAUUGAUACAGUUCAUUCUUGAGCAGGGGGCUUCAAAGAAUCUGAAUCUUAUGGAAUGGGACAAACUGUGGACAAUUAACAAGAAGAUUAUUGAUCCUGUAUGCCCAAGACAUACUGCUGUCACUGAAGAGGGACGAGUGUUGUUGACUCUCUCUAAUGGCCCUGAGAAGCCAUUUGUCCGCAUAAUACCUAGGCAUAAGAAGUAUGAAGGUGCUGGAGAGAAGGCAACAACGUUCACAAGGAGCAUAUGAAUAGAUUGAGCUGAUACAGAGUCGAUAUCAGUAGAUGAGGAAGUGACAUUGAUGGAUUGGGGGAAUGCCAUUGUUAAGAACAUUGACAAAGACCAAGAUGGAAAUCUUGCGCUCAAAGGGGUUUUGCAUCUUGAAGGAUCUGUGAAAACCACCAAACUGAAGCUUACCUGGCUGCCUGAAAUAGAUGAACUGGUUAAGAUCUCGUCGAUGGAGUUUGAUUAUCUGAUAACAAAGAAGAAGCUUGAGGAAGGCGAGGAUUUCGUUGAUGUGCUUAACCCAUGUACCGAAAAGGAGACAGCAGCCCUUCAGGGGUCGUCAACGGGCCGGGUCGGGCCGGGCCGGGCCCAUUCAUAGCGGGCUUGGGCCGGAC
Rosa chinensis is the source of this 2907-nucleotide messenger RNA. RefSeq names its product glutamate--tRNA ligase, cytoplasmic. Lineage: Eukaryota; Viridiplantae; Streptophyta; Magnoliopsida; Rosales; Rosaceae. Gene Ontology annotation, biological process: translation; glutamyl-tRNA aminoacylation. Gene Ontology annotation, cellular component: methionyl glutamyl tRNA synthetase complex; cytosol; cytoplasm. The record is from RefSeq and is a predicted model, not a curated record. Gene Ontology annotation, molecular function: glutamate-tRNA ligase activity; ATP binding.